CUAAGCAGAGAAGAAAGAUCCACGCUUUUACGUUCUUCGAGGUGCGUUUCACACGUCCAUUGUAUGUAGUAGUGUUGUGUAGCAGUCGAAGAUGAAGGCUCCCGCGAGAAAGGAACAACCCAUUGAUGAUGGCAGAGAGAGGACGUAGUAAAAAUGUUUUCCCCUUCCUCAUGUUUGAGACGGUCCCUCGUUGCCCUCUCUGCUCUUUCCCUGGGCAAAACCUCUAUGUUACCGCCAUUUGUGCUGAUAAAUCUGAGUGGAGAUCACUGGAGGACACGAAACGAACUUGUAACUUUAGAAUCUCUCUCUCUCUCUCUCUCUCUCUGCAGGAGCUCCUCGGUAAUGGGCAGGGCUACUAGGUGGCUGAGGAGCCUUCUUGGGAGGAAGAAGGAUCCGAAGGUCCACAAGGACACUGCCAGCACCAAUGGCUACGAAAUGAAAGAUAGGAUGCGGUGGAGCUUUGCCAGACCACGGCAAGCGGAAAGCAUGUGUAGCAGUCCCGUGUCAGCGACGGAGGCGGCGUGGUUGAGGUCGUUCUACGACGACACCGAGGAGGAGAGCAAGCACGCCAUGGCGGUGGCGGUAGCCACUGCAGCAGCUGCCAAUGUGGCCGCGACGGCAGCUCAGGCAGCGAUGGUGCGGCUGAAGGGCCUGGGCAGAGGAGGAGCAACGCCCUGUAGCAGCUACCAGUGGUGGGCUGCUGUCAAGAUCCAGACUGCCUUCAGAUGCCACUUGGCAAAGAAAGCUCUUCGAGCACUCAAAGGCUUGGUGAAGCUGCAGGCUCUGGUAAGAGGCUGCCUCGUGAGAAAGCAAGCAGCCAUAACCCUCCGCAGACUACAAGCUCUCGUAAGAGCUCAAGCUGUUGUUAGGCCUCGAGAAGCUCGUGUUCUGCCCCACCAAAGUCGAAGAUUCGAUGCAGAAUUCUGCCAUCGGACAUCCUUUGUAAGACGGAAUCCUCGAAACACAUCUAUGCUUCGUCUUCCAUCAACAAGCGCCAUCAUCUUUGCUCAUUCUUCUUCGCAGGGAAGGUUCGAUAACAGAGGCGGUAGGUGCAGGCACAUCGGAUUAGAACAGAGCAAUGACAUAGAUGCCAGUCCAAAGAUCCUGGCGAUGGACACUUUCCAACUCAGGUCCAAGUCGUUCCGGAGAACAAGUUCUAACUUCGACGAAUCUAUGGUACCAAUUUCCUCUCCACUCCCAUACAAGGUUCCAUCUCGACUCUCCAUUUCCAGCUGCCGAAACCCUGACAAAUCCCCCAACGCCAAGACGGCACAAAACACUCCUCGCCUCAGGCCAGAAACGCCGGCGAGGAGCACAACCGCCGAUAUGGUUCCACGGCAAACCCCGAGCCCCUCAAGCUGUCCAAACUACAUGGCAAACACGUCGUCCUUUGCGGCGAAGGUGAGGCCACAAAGCACGCCAAAGCAGAGGCCGGAGAAGGCCGCCAGCCCGAGGAAGAAGAAGGUCCUCGCAAGCGAGACCGAGUCGAGGACAAGGUCUCCCUUACGAGCACAUAAUGCGUAUAACCUCUACAAUGGAACGGUUGAGAAGCUUGAUAGGUCUGCUAAGACAUUGAGGAAAGCAGCCAGGGAUCACUACAUAGAUUGCAUGUGGUGAAUCAGUGGUAGAAACAGAGCAGCUGCUUCAUGAGAGCUUCUCUUAGAAAUGUAAAUAAGGAUCCAAGACCAGACAGAAUCUGUGUUCCCUAAACUCUUCCUUACUAGUAAAUUGUGACAAAGUGGAGGAAGGGAUGUGUAGAUUCUCCUAGUCUGAUUUAAAUCUGCUGUAUCUUCAACUCCAAUCUUCUUUUGUGUGAAUCUAUUUUAACAUGCCAUUCAAUCUUGUCGAAAGAGUAAGCUGUCAAAACAUGCCCAGUAGCUUUCUGC
This is a messenger RNA of Musa acuminata AAA Group (dessert banana), 1886 nucleotides long. RefSeq names its product protein IQ-domain 26-like. The coding region runs from base 154 to 1617 and encodes 487 amino acids. Gene Ontology annotation, molecular function: protein binding. Lineage: Eukaryota; Viridiplantae; Streptophyta; Magnoliopsida; Zingiberales; Musaceae. The transcript has 2 exons. The record is from RefSeq and is a predicted model, not a curated record.